Fomitopsis serialis is the source of this 2391-nucleotide messenger RNA. RefSeq lists its product as uncharacterized. Lineage: Eukaryota; Fungi; Basidiomycota; Agaricomycetes; Polyporales; Fomitopsidaceae. The transcript is spliced from 9 exons. The record is from RefSeq and is a predicted model, not a curated record. Bases 1 to 2391 code for a protein of 796 amino acids.
AUGACCAUCGUCGACACGACCGGCAUACACUUUCUGCCGGUGAGAUGGUGUGGAUGCGCCGGCGCGGCCAGUCAUACCUCUCAGCUCCUUGACUGUGGCCUGUAUCCGGCCAGUCAACGUGCCGCUCGAACGUGCUUCACAUUCACCGUGCUCGAUGACUUCCUGCUCGACAACCUUGAGUGCAAGACGACGGCGAUGAACUACUACCGGCGUCUUCGCCGAGUCACUGAUCCUGUGUUCCCCCAUGAGGUGCCGGACCGAUAUUUGGAGCUCCUCAGAGUGAGUCGGGAGUGGACCCUGCUGCAAGCCAAGAAGGAGCAUGGGUACGGCCGGCCUGGCGUGGGGUUCCGGGAGACGGCCGACGACCGAGACUAUUUGUACGCCCGAACGUACGUCAUGGACGGAAACUUCCACGCUGAGCAGAUGCGGAUGCGGAAUCCAGGGAACGAUGUUCCUCUUAUGCCGGGAAAGAUGUUUAUGGUCAACCCCGGGCCUUACGAGGACCACCUGCUGGUGGCGAAGGAAGUUAAGAUGCCCUCCACCUGCCACGAUCAUAAGGCGGUAUCGCAGGCAAACGCCGACAGACACAAGCUGGCAGUCACCGGCAUAGGUGCAACAUCGUGUGCCAGACACGGCUGCUUCGUGCCUCAUUCGGUGGUGAACUUUCAGAAAGGGGAGCGCCAAAUGAACAUGGAUUACUCCCUAUCAAAUGCCCUCGGGUAUCAAUCCAAGGGCCUCACCCACGUCUACCUAUGUUAUGACAUCGUUUGCCAGUACCAUGUGUAUCUCGACAAACGGUUUGCGGGUAACCCCCAUCUUCAUAUGCCCAGCGGUCUGGUGCUGUACAAGUGCAUCGGCCUUUUCCACGUACACGGCCAUCAGGCAGUGUGCGAGGUCCGCCACUCCCUGACCUUCACAAAGGGCGCCGGCGAGGUCGACGGCGAAAUCAUCGAAACACAGUGGUCGACGACAAAUCGUAUCUCUGGCAGCACCCGGACGAUGUCGACGUCCCACCGGCAGGAAACACUCGACCGGCACAUGAAUGACUGGAACUGGAAGAAAAUGAUUACCAUGGUGGCAUCCCUAAGGAGGAAGAUAAAGGCGAACCGGCCCCUGCUCGCCGAGAUGAAACAGGACCUCUUGGCGAAGGAGUCAGGAUUGAACGCCGAGACUCUGCAGAGCUGGAAGCGCGAAUUGAACAUCGCUCAACGCCGGCGCCUCACCAAUGUGAAAGCGAUGGACAAAUACCUUGUGAAGAAACCAAUAUUGCCCACUCAGACAGACCUCCUGGUACAGCUCACCGAGGCCGAAGGAAACGGUGGCCGGAUUGUCGGGACUGCCGAGUGGAUUGCCGAGGGCCUCAAGCUUGAGGAGCUACAACUUACCAUCCGAAGAGACGUCAAGCAGCAAGGCGAAAAGAUCACCAAGCCUCAGCAACUGAAGCUCGCUCAACGUCGGAAGGCCCUGGAGACACGAAUCCGACGGUUUCACCGGCAAGCCAACGCAAUCAGCCACCGGGCAGACUGGGGUGUUGAUGAAUCCGAGGCAGAUGAUGAGGAAUGGGAGGAUGAAGGCCCGGUCGUCGCCCGGGAGCCACACGGCCCAUGGAGUAUGUUCACCAGCCGGCCGAAGCUUCCGCACAGCGAAAACAUGGCCGAGCAGACCCCGCUCGGCCUCCCAUCCAACUUAUCUCCUGUCGUGUUUGAUGAUGAGAGUCUGAAACGUCUGGCCGAGCAGGAACUCACCCUUCGGCGUGGUCAAGCCAAUGAUGCGCUCCACCAGCUCCGCCUCCUUCUCGGCCACAAGUCUUUUCAGUUUCGUACCAGCAUUCGGCAUGGCAAGUCCAACACCAAGCGCACCCGAGCAUUCACCACAAUGAACAAGCUCGACCGGGCCGUCUCUAUUCAUGCGUCAAUCUACCGGAGGUGCAGAGCUGCCAUGGUGGUCCUCGGUCUCUCAGAGGAGGAGCAACUCAAGUAUCAGCGUCUCAGUAAAGAGGACCUCAAUGUCACCACCGCCAUCGCCGAACCAAACAAGCCCGGCCAGAGGCACAAAUCGACGUCAUGGAUCUGGAAUAUCGAUGUCGGAGGAGAUCUCGACAGGAAUGAUACACUCUCAAUCAUUCACCGGAUUCACUGGUUCCACGCACGCUCCAAAGUUGAUCGCCUGGAAGAAGAGGCCGGCAUCUUACGCCGGGAACUUGAUUCGGUGGGGAGGUAUUUCUCUCACCACGCCGAGAUGUGGAGAGACCGGGCUAUCCAGCACCCAGGCGAUGAUUAUGCAGGGUUCGCUCCGUACUGCCGGAAGCGUGCCGCGAUGUACGACCGUUUAUACCGAGAUGCUCAGCAGACGUAUAGGGAUGUUUAUGCUGACCCGAACAUUUUUACGUAG